AUGGACGUCAUCAGCAUCCAGCAGUUGGUACGUGGAGACAGAGUUGGAAGGAAAGUGUCAGGAUGUGGACAUGGAGUUCCUGAUCCCGGAGGCGGGCCUGGGGCCUGGAGGCUGGGAGCUGAAGAGGCUGUGGCCCGGGAGCAGUGGAAACUGGGAGAAAAGAAGAAAGCACUUGAGAGAUUUAACAGCUCCAGACGGAAUCUGGAACUGGCUGACUUGAAAAACUUGGUUCAAAGACGGGGAGAGAGGCGACCGAAAUGCAGAGUCCCCCCUAGGGCACGUGAGCCCGUGGUUAAGCCGCAGCCCCAGGCCCAGCCGGAGUCUGUGGACCUGGAGAUGCUCCUGAAGGCAGCUGCCGAGAGCCGGGAGGCCCUGACUGGCAAGUACCUGGUAGAUGGAGGGAACCCCAGUGCCCAUGACAAGCUGCACCACGCCGCCUUGCACUGGGCCUGUCCGAAGGGUCAUGGCCAGCUCGUGACCAAGCUGAUGGAGGCAAGUGCUGUGGACACUCGCGACUUGCUGGACAGGACGCCGGUGUUCUGGGCCUGCUGUGGAGGACACCUGGACAUCCUCAAACAGCUGCUUAGCCAGGGAGUCCAGGUCAACGCCCGGGACAGGAUCUGGAGCACCCCCCUGCACGUAGCCGUGCACACGAGACACUGUGACUGCCUGGAGCAUCGUCGCAUGUGGACCCACACUGAUGCCCAGGACAAGGAAGGGAACACGGCUGUGCAUGAGGCUGCGCGGCACGGCCACAUAGGUGCCACUGCUCUGGGGGGGCCAGGCUACGUAAUAAAAGGACUGAUCCUGGGCCCUUGUUCCCAGGCUUCGGUGACCCCGGGGCAGCUGGCGCGAGACGGGCAGCGGGGCAUCCGGGAAGCACUGCAGGCCGCCCGCAGCCCCGAAGGGCUGACACGGGGAACCCCGGGGAAGCCGGACACAAAGCGGGUCCUCAGCGGCCCAGGUUGGAGCAACACUGAAGAGUCCUAA
Molecule: messenger RNA, 990 nt
Organism: Neomonachus schauinslandi (Hawaiian monk seal)
Lineage: Eukaryota; Metazoa; Chordata; Mammalia; Carnivora; Phocidae
Gene: ANKRD23
Product: ankyrin repeat domain 23
Biological process (GO): positive regulation of transcription by RNA polymerase II
Cellular component (GO): nucleus
Molecular function (GO): transcription cis-regulatory region binding; protein binding
Source: RefSeq, a predicted model, not a curated record